This is a messenger RNA of Rhagoletis pomonella (apple maggot), 4502 nucleotides long. It is a transcript of the gene hebe, whose product is annotated as general transcriptional corepressor trfA. Bases 605 to 2248 code for a protein of 547 amino acids. NCBI's taxonomy places the organism in Eukaryota, Metazoa, Arthropoda, Insecta, Diptera, Tephritidae. The transcript has 3 exons. The record is from RefSeq and is a predicted model, not a curated record.
GUAAAAAAGCUCAAUUAUGAACGUUUGCGAAAAGCGCCGCUUUUACGCUUUCCUCCACAACUUGUUUUUGUAAAUUUUUUCGUACGCUUUUUCUUCACAGCAGCAUGUUUUGUGGGUGCUUCAAGCAAUGCAAUGUCGUUGAAGCCGGCUCUAGCUGAUAGAGGUGAGUGGUUGUGGCACGGUGGGGCGAGUUGGUUGAAUUGCUGGCUGACUGGUUGGCUUCUGGGGGCUUUUUGCUUGCCCUGGCCUGACUAACUACUAGCUGGCUGAUUUACUUUGGCGCGUGUGCGGCUGCCUGGAGUUCAAUUUUUAACGUUGAAGUGGUCGGUCAAAACGGUACGAUCGCGUCUGCGCAUUCGCAUACUCGUAUACAGUACAUAUAACAAGUAAAAUAACAAACAUUCACGGAUACAAACGACGAACACAUCCAUACUUCGUAAAGCUGUAACGCAACGUAAGCAGUGCAAACUUCGCGCGUGGACUAUAUUAACUAGAACGCAAGCAGUGAAGCAGACGCAGUAGAUAAAAAUUGUUUGGAAAGAAGCGCGCAAAAGUGGAUAAAAUUGAUAUCGAUUGAGAUAGAAACGAAUACAACAAACCCACAAUGUCUGACACUCUGAGCCGAAUCAAGCUGCAAUUGCGUCCAGUCAACGGCAGUGUACUCAAUGGCAAUGGUGGGAAUGCCAGUGGUGACGACAAGGCACCCUCUUCACCAGCCACAAAAUUGCUAAUCAAUCACGGCAAACCGAACUACACGAUCCAACGUUCACCGAAGGCGCAACAAAAUGGUGGCACAAAUCCGUUAAAUAACGAACUGCAGAAUAACAAUCGCAACAACUACUACCCCUACAAGAGUGCUGGCGUUAAGGGUACAACCGGCAUUAUUACGAAUGGCAACAUCAGCAAAGUAUAUGGCUCUACAAAUAACAACAACAACAUCAGCAGCAGCAGUAAUAGCAGUCAAAAUGGUGACGAAAUUAUCGUACAGAGUACUAAAUUCAAUGGCGUAUUCAAGCCCGCCAACAUACAGCAAGUGGAAAACAAAGAUGAGGUCGACAAUCAAGUUGUGUUGAGACAUGUACCCAAGCCCGAAGCUGUGGUAGCGCCACAAAACGGCAACGAAGGAAAUGUGCCUGAGUUUAUACUACGUCAGCGUCGAAUUCAAGAGCGUUUGGCUAAGGAGAACGUUUUGGACUUUGAAAAUCGGCGCAGCGGUUACUUUACGCACGUUGUCAUCUCGCCAACAUCACCGAACCGUACUUCCUUGGUUGAGACGAUGUCAAGUCCACCAAUUGUGCCAUCUUUGGAAAUUCCACCGCCAGCUAAAGAGGUGAGAGAAGCGUCUAUUGUUGAAGAAAGCAGUGUUGAAGUGAGCGCGGCCAAUGGUGAGUUAGAAACGCCUGAGCAGGCUGCAGCGGUGGAAACUAGGAGACAUGUUGAGGAGGAGGAAGUGGCUAAAGCGAUUGAAGAGGUUAACAAAGCCGUCGCUGGUGAAGUAGAUGAUGAGAAAGUGGAUGCGGCAGAUGAUGAAGCGUCGAUUGAGAGCGAGAAAGUAGCGGAAGUCGCAAGGGACGAACAAUUAGAAGAGCAUACGAUUGCCGCAGAAAAGAAGCAAGAGCACAAAGCAGACGAAACUAAAGUCGAAGAAGCACACACACCUGUUGUUUCGGUGGUCGUCACAAGUGCUCCCUUAGCGGAAGCAGAAGUGGCACACGUAGUAGAAAAAGAGACAGCAGCCGCUGAGCAAAUAACUGAGCCUACAGCUGAGCAUGUGUCGAAACCAGAGGCAGCGAUCGCACAAGUGGAAGUGUCGGAAACGGCGGCCGAGCCACCAAAGCCAGUCGAGCGCCAGCAGCCUGCGGCUGACGAACAAGCCAAGCAUAACGGACAUGACGCCGCUGAAGAGGUGCCUACAACUAACGGAGAUACCGAUGAAACAGUAACCAUUUACCAUACGAAUGGUGUGGUGGAUAAUGGUAUAUCCAAUGGACAUGCGGCACCCAGUCUGCCCACACCCGAUCCCAGUGGUGCUCUGGGUGUUAACUACGAACCAAAGACGGUAGUUUCCUUCUCGAAGGAUUUAGGAGAGCCAAAUAAAUAUCCCGAUACUGUGAAGGUGGUGAAGACGGCAGAGGAUAAGGCGGUGGAUGCGGCGAGCGAUGAACUAAAAGAGUUAGCCAAGCUGAAAUUCGAUAUUAAAGCUGAUGAUAAAGAUGUGCAGGUGACGCCAGUUUUGCGGACAGAGUAGGGCAGUGAAUAUGGAUAUGCUACAAAGAAGGGGUUUAAAAAUUAGACAAAGGAGACCCAUACUACGUAGCGGGAAUGGGGAUUGGCAAAUGAAGAAUGUGUACUAAGUGGGAGCAAAGUAGACAGAAGGGAUAUUUUAAUAGCUUAUACUACGAGUAAUACAGUGCAUUAAGAGCGCCGAAAAGUAAGCAAACAGUCUGCAGCGAUCCAAGAGGGUACUUUGACGGUAUUAGCAAAUUUUUUCCAAGCGUGGGAUUAGUGCAUUAUAGCCAUAAGUGACGACAGUUUAUUGAAGCGCACUGCUCGUUAUUAAAUAUAUAUUGUAAUUAUUAUUUGUCUGCACUCGUGUGUAUGCAAACUAUAUUGUUUAAAUUGUAAAAUUAUGUAAUUUUGUUUUGUUUAUAUUUUAAGUCAAAAAGUUGCCAAAUUCACUUAUUCAUUAUUGUACAAUAAAAUAAUUUAUAAAAAGUUCGUUAGUCGUUUUAGCAAGCAGCGUAGGGACGAGUGAAAAUGGGACAUUAUAUUUUUUUUGUUGCUAAAACGUUUUGGCGUUGCAAAUUUUAGCACUAAAGCAUCCUAAAGCACCACUAUCUAAAUUUAAAGCUUAAGUUGCAUGUAAACGAAAGUAAUUUUAAAAUGGAACACAUAUUAAUGCAAAGAAAAACAAUUGAUGGCAAUGUUGGCUAAAUUUUGUUUAAGGAACAAAUGGAAAUGAAACAGGAUCGCUUAGUAAUGAAAAUACCUUUUUAGCGGUAAUAAUUGAUUCUAGUAUGCAAUAUUUUAAUUUUUUGCGCGUUCAUUUAAAUUAUCUUAAGGAACAGAGUAGAAUUGGAGCAAGCAAGCAAAAAAUGAAAACAAUUGAGUUAAGUAUUCGAAUUUUGAUUGAAAAUACAGAGCCUGAAGUUUCCUUGUGCUCUCAAAUUAUGGAAAUUCAAAAAGAAACGAAAUGGAAAUGAGACAGAAAAACAAAAAUUUAGUUUGUAUUAUAAUAGUCAGAUGAGAGCAAGUAUUUAGCUUGAAAAGGCUAUUAGUGGAAAACCAUUAUGGGUGAAAAAUUUGUUUGAGGAACAAAUGAAAAUAAAACAAAAAUUAAAAUAAACGGUAUUUCUUGGCUGAACAAAAGUUGAUAGAGUUAUUUGGCCGUUCAUUAAACUAUCUACGUAAGUUUGUGUUACCUUUGGAACCGAAUGGAACUGGAACAAGUGCAACUAAAAUUGCAACAUUUAGGUUCAUUUUUAUAUUUUUGUUUGAAGGAGCACAUCUUUAAAUCCCUUCAAGCUCUUAAGUGAUGGACAUUCAGGAUGAAACGAAUGGAAAUGGAACAUAAUGGAGUUUCAUUUAUAAUAGUCAAUUGAAAGACGACAGGCACUGAGCUCGCAAAGGCUUUUAGUGGAAAAAUGUAUGGGCUAAGAAAUUUGUUAAGGAACAAAUGGCAACGAAACAGGGAUGCUUAGGAAUGAAACAAAAUUUAAAUAAAUGGUUUUUUCGCGUGAGUAAUUGCUACCAGAAUACAAAUCAUAAUUUUUUUGUGGAGUUAUAUAAAAUAAUACCUUGAAGAAACGCAUGGAAUUGGAACAACCAUGCCUGAAGGUUGCUUAGGAAUAAAACGAAACAGAAAUAAAUGUUGUUUUUUGUGACAAUAAUUGCUGCCAGAAUACAAAUCAUAAAAAUUUGGGAAUUAUUUCAAAUGAUUCCUUUAAGAACCGACUAGAAUCCGAAGAAGCAUGCCUUAUUCAGUUGAAACAGUUGAGAGACCACAUUCGAUCUUGAUUAAAAUGCAGAUUGCGUAGGCUUUCAAGUUCUCAAGUUUUAUUAGUUCAAAAAGAAACAAUUGGGAACAGAAUAGAGAAAAAAGUCGUAUACGAGACGGCAAAUACAUAGUUUGAAAUGACUUUAAGUGGAAAAAAGAGCCAAGACGUUGGGAAAUGGAACAAUAAUUAUUAGCAAAAUCGUUUCAACGUAUUAAAACAUUGGUGUUCCGAAUAAAAAACUCUUUUAAGAUAAUAUAUAUAUGUGUGCAUUAAAAUCUUCUGUUAUUUAAAUAUAUUGUUUCAACUCCAUUACUUAAAAUGGAAUUCAAUAAACAAACUGAAACGAUUGUAAUGAAACCGAUUUUCUGCAAUGUACUGCAUUAAGUGACUUAAAUGAGUGAAAUUGGAAGACAAGUAAAAUAAUAAUCUACUUGCUGAAAUUUAGAAGCGUCAAUUUGGACUUCUGAAACAAUUGAAAAUGGAACGCAAAUUUUGAAAAAAAAA